Notechis scutatus (mainland tiger snake) is the source of this 355-nucleotide messenger RNA. The record is from RefSeq and is a predicted model, not a curated record. NCBI's taxonomy places the organism in Eukaryota, Metazoa, Chordata, Lepidosauria, Squamata, Elapidae.
CAGGUCCCCUGCACCACCUUCUGCCAAAGCCAUGUGUGAAGAGGAGACAACAGCCUUGGUGUGCGACAAUGGCUCUGGGCUCUGCAAGGCUGGCUUUGCUGGGGACGAUGCGCCUCGCGCAGUCUUCCCCUCCAUUGUGGGACGCCCACGUCACCAGGGCGUGAUGGUGGGGAUGGGCCAGAAAGACAGCUACGUGGGGGACGAGGCCCAAAGCAAGAGAGGAAUCCUGACUCUGAAGUACCCCAUUGAGCAUGGCAUCAUCACCAACUGGGACGACAUGGAGAAGGUGGGAUUUCACUCCAAGGUUGCACCUGACCUUCCGGUCUUUAAGCAGACAUUCUGACCAGAAGCAGCU